AUGGGCUGGUCACCAACUCUCACAUGGCUUCGCUGGGGGCCAAAAUACCACCUUCACCGCAAAGUCUUACAGCCCCCUUUUGCCAAGUCCAAAGUAGGGCAGUAUCAAGACUACCAGCUACGGGAGGCGCUGAUAUGCUGCAAAAGCAUGCUCGACGACCCGGAAAACUGGGUUAUAGCCGUUAGACGGUUCGCAGUGGCCAUCGUGUUGAAGAUAUCCUACGGGCUCAACGUCGAUAGCCCGGACAGCCAGUGGAUUAAACUGGCGGAAGAGUCAGCCGAAGCGAUAGGUAAAUCGGGGCCACCGGCAAGUUCGAUCAUGGAUCGAUUUCCUCUCACAAGAUACCUACCAACAUGGCUACCCUUCAUGGAACGCCUCCGCUACGCCCGAACCUGGCGCCACGCAAUAGAAGACAUCACCCGCCUCCCCUUCGAAGCAGCCAUGUCCUCGCCCACCUCCCCCACCAAAAGCUUUGUCCACCACCGCAUGGCCAUCCACAACUCCAAUCUCGAACGGUCUAUCCCAAACGACUUCACCAUCGAAGACAUCAAAGGCGCCGCCGCAACGAUAGUCAUAGCAGGCAACGACACGACCGCCGCCACAUUGAUGCUCCUGGUAUUAUACCUCCUCAAAAACCCUCACGUCCAAUCCCUCGCCCAUUCCGAAAUCUCCUCCCUCCCCCAUAAUCUCCCCACUUUUUCCUCCCUCCCCUCCCUCCCCUUCACCCACCUCUUACUCCAAGAAACCUACCGCCUGAACCCCCUCUCCCCCCUCGGAAUACCCCACUCCUCCCUCCACCCGGACACCUACAAAGGAAUGUACAUCCCACCCAACACAAUCAUCUACCAAAACAUCUGGGCCAUGAACCACAACCCCUCCAUCUACUCCGACCCCGACGAUUUCAUUCCCGAACGGUACCUCCCCGUUGACCAAGGCGGCCGAGGUGAGCCCCUGCCCCAGGGAAAUUUCGGUUUUGGGAGGAGGGUCUGUAUAGGACGGCAUCUGGCGGAGAAUAGUCUGAUGAUUGUUUUGGCCACGAUACUCGCGACGAUGGAGAUUGGCGAGCCGGAAACGGGGGAGGUGGGUGAGGAGUGGAGUUUUAGGGGGCAGGCGAUUGUAAUGCCGUUUAGGGCUUCGUUUAGGCCGAGGUCGGACAAGAUGAAAGAGUUGUUGGAUGAGGCUGUUAAAAAGUUGGAUGAAGAGGAGGGGGAAGAUCGUUAGUUAGUUGGGUUAUCGUGAAGAUGGUGCUCGUGGACGUGACCCAAGUAUUAAAAAGUAUUUUAGCUCGUUGUAUCGACAGUAACGCUCCAUAUUUACCGGAUCCCAAGCCCGAGAGAUACCCAAUAUAUGUACAAAAAAGAGUAUGGCGCUCUGCACCGAGUCC
This is a messenger RNA of Podospora bellae-mahoneyi, 1384 nucleotides long. RefSeq lists its product as uncharacterized. Gene Ontology annotation, molecular function: iron ion binding; heme binding; oxidoreductase activity, acting on paired donors, with incorporation or reduction of molecular oxygen. The coding region runs from base 1 to 1221 and encodes 406 amino acids. NCBI's taxonomy places the organism in Eukaryota, Fungi, Ascomycota, Sordariomycetes, Sordariales, Podosporaceae. The record is from RefSeq and is a predicted model, not a curated record. The transcript has 4 exons.